Molecule: messenger RNA, 459 nt
Organism: Hypoxylon trugodes
Lineage: Eukaryota; Fungi; Ascomycota; Sordariomycetes; Xylariales; Hypoxylaceae
Product: Non-heme 11 kDa protein of cytochrome bc1 complex
Exons: 3
Coding region: 1-459 (152 amino acids)
Biological process (GO): mitochondrial electron transport, ubiquinol to cytochrome c
Source: RefSeq, a predicted model, not a curated record
AUGGGUAUCUGGGAGACUAUUCAAGACCUCGUCGAAGCGGCUACGCCGUGGACAACCGCCGAAGCCGACGCUCCAGCUGAGGAUAAGCCCGAAGAUUCAUCCGACGACUCGGAGGAACCCGAAGAAGAGGAAGAGGACGACGAAGAAGAAAUUGAGGACCCGAAAGAAAAGCUUGAAGAAGAAUGCAAAAACUCCAAGCAGUGCGCGCCGGCCAAGCACCACUUCGACGAAUGUGUCGAGCGUGUUACGAAUGCAUCGGACGACGGUGAAGCUAAUGAGGACUGCGUUGAAGAAUGUGAGAAAUCCCCUCUGGACUAUCUGGAUUAUUCCUACAUCAAAUUUGAUGCGAUUUCACACGGGAAACAUGAAGCUAAUUCUACCUUUCGUCUUUCAGUCUUCCACCUCGCACAUUGCGCCGGACAAUGUGCUGCCCCCAAGCUGUGGUCUGUCCUCAAAUAA